AUGGACUUGGCUUCUGUGCAAGACCUUAAGGGCGUUCUUCGGUCCGACUUCUACCACGGAUACGCCACAGCAGCUGCCCAGAUAGAAGGCGCCUGGAAUAAGGAUGGGAAAGGCCUGUCGAUCUGGGAUACCUUUGGGCAUACGCCAGGUCGAAUCUCCGAUGGAAGUACCGCGGACGAUGCGACGAGAGCGUAUGACUUCUACCGCGAAGAUGUCGCAUUGAUGAAGUCGUAUGGUGUCAAUGCUUACCGAUUCUCGCUGGCCUGGUCACGGAUUAUCCCACUGGGCGGCCACGAUGACCCUGUCAACGAACAAGGGAUCCAGUUCUACAAUAACCUGAUCAAUGAGCUUCUACAGAAUGGAAUUACACCCUUCAUUACCCUGUUCCAUUGGGAUACCCCGCAAGCAUUAGAAGAUCGGUACGGUGGGAUGUUGAACCAGGCCGCUUACACGACGGAUUUUGUACGAUACGCACGGGUGUGUUUCGAGCGAUUCGGGGACCGUGUCAAGCAUUGGAUUACCUACAAUGAGCCAGGUGUUUAUACGCUGGCCGGGUAUGCGGCUGGAGUUCACGCCCCAGGUCGGUCGUCUUUUCGAGACCGCAACGCCGUGGGCGACUCCUCUACAGAACCUUUUAUCGUCGCGCACACUGAAAUUGUUUCUCAUGGGCAUGUCGCCCGCAUGUAUCGUGAAGAGUUCCAGCCACAGCAAAAGGGGACAAUUGGGAUUACAUUGCACGGCAAUUGGUCUGAACCCUGGGAUGAGGAGGACCCAAGAGAUCAAGAAGCUGCGGAACGGGCGCGCGAGUUUGAGAUCGCCUGGUUUGCGGACCCGAUAUACAAAACGGGUGACUAUCCUGCUUCUAUGCGUGCACAACUGGGUGAUAGACUGCCGAAGUUCACGGCCGAGGAGUCGAAGCUUGUACUUGGAAGCUCUGAGUUCUACGGGAUGAACACUUACACGACAUUCUUCAUGAAGCACAAGGAUACGCCGCCAGAUAUCAAUGAUCACAAGGGUAACGUGGAGAUUCAUGACGAAAACAAGCAAGGAGUACCCCGUGGAGAAGAGAGCGAUACGGAGUGGCUGCGAGCUGCACCCUGGGGAUUCCGAAAGCUGCUAAACUGGAUCUGGAAGCGAUACCAGACGCCAAUCUAUAUGACUGAAAACGGGACUACGGCUAAGGGAGAAACUGCUCCGACGCCAGAGGUUCUCAACGACCAGUUCCGUAUCAAAUUCUUCGAAGGUUAUGUGGGCAAUGCGUUGGCGCGAGCCGUGAAAGAAGACGGCAUUGAUAUCCGGUCUUACUUCGCUUGGACCUUUGCUGAUAAUUGGGAAUGGGCGGCCGGGUAUAAGGAUCGUUUUGGCUGCACGUUUAUUGACUUCGAGUCGGAAAACAAAACUCGACAUCCCAAGCAGUCGGCCUAUUAUCUCGACAAGCUGUUUAAGCACCUCAUUCAAGACUCAUACCCCCGCGAGAUCGGCCUCGAACAUGGCCGCGCACUUCGGGAGCAGAUCCGCAGCCAGAUUGCCAUUUACGAUGAGAUGUUCCAGAACACCUCCAAGCUCUCAUGGCCGGAAGUCCGCGAAGUGUCCAAAGAAUUCCAGCCGGCACUCGCAAAACUAACUCCGCAUCUUCUGGCCGAAAUGGAGGGCAUAGCCGAGGGUGCGGAGCUGGACAUUUUGGACGUGGUAGCCCUGAACUGCCGCAGCGAGAUAGCGCUAGGCAAGUUUUCGGACGGAUGCACAACUUUGUCCUGGAAGAAGGGUGAGAAUGCUCGGGUGUUGUCUCAGAACUGGGACUGGACGGCGCGGGUGAGGACGAACUUGGCCAUGGUCUCGAUUGAGCAGGUAGGGAAGCCGACUAUAUACAUGGUGACUGAGGCCGGAAUCGUGGGGAAGAUUGGCUUCAACUCCGCCGGCGUAGGGACGUGCCUGAAUGCAAUCCGCGCCAAACCAAUGAUCAGUGAUAAAAUUCCGAUCCACGUCGCCCUUCGCUUGUGCCUGGAGAGUAUCUCAGUUAAAAGCGCUAUCAGGACACUCGAAUCUCUGGGCGGCGUUGCAUCUGCACAGCAUAUUCUCGUGGCAGACAGCACAACAGCAGUAGGACUUGAGUUAUCCCCUGUGGGCGACAGUCAUAUCGCAGAGGACGCGUCGGGACUGGUCGGACACACCAACCACUUUAUCAAGAAUCGAUAUGUGAACGAGCCACCAUGGCUGUCGGGAUCCCCCAUCCGUCUUGAACGUCUGGGGAAGUUGACAGAUGAGCUGCUCCAGAAGGGGGUGAAGGGAGAUGCCAUCACGCCUGCUCUGCUGCGAGAACGGAUCUUCUCCGAUACGUAUAAUGCGCCUCAGGCAAUCUGUUGCCAGGAGGAUCCCAGUCGCCAUGUCUCUUCUCGAAGCAGCACGCUGUUUAACAUUGUGAUGAACCUUGACCCGAAGAAUCUUGGGGCAGAAGUGAUAUUUGGACGUCCAGGGUCGGAGGAGCAAGGAGCUGUGUUGAGGAUGCCCUGGUAG
Molecule: messenger RNA, 2514 nt
Organism: Penicillium riverlandense
Lineage: Eukaryota; Fungi; Ascomycota; Eurotiomycetes; Eurotiales; Aspergillaceae
Exons: 5
Coding region: 1-2514 (837 amino acids)
Biological process (GO): carbohydrate metabolic process
Molecular function (GO): beta-glucosidase activity
Source: RefSeq, a predicted model, not a curated record